AUGUGUGAGAAGCUGAAGAUUGAGCUUGAGUACAAUUGUGCCACCAUCUCGUUCACCCUUGAUAUCUGGACAGCACCGAAUCGGGUGCCCAUUUUCGCCAUUAUUGCGCACUGGAUUACACCGGAGUUUGAGGAGAGAGAGGAAGUUAUUGAGUUUAUUGAGCUCAAAAGAUCUCACACUGGCAAACAAUUAGCUGAGAUAGUUGAGAGGACGCUUGAGGAGCUCAGGCUCAAGCCUAAGCUUCUCGCCAUUACGGGAGACAACGCCGGCAAUAACGGCACGCUCUGUCAGUCUUUGUACGAUUCUCUCAAGACCAAAUUCGACGACAAGAGUUGGAUCCGCUGUCUAGCUCAUAUUACCUCGCUCAUUUGUGAGGGCGUCUUGCAAGAUCUCAAAGCAGGCACAGCGAAGGAAGCCAAGAAGAUGCUUGACAAGUGGGACGAAGAGAAUAAAAGCAACAACUACACCAUUCCGGGAGACUCUAGUCGAAGUGGGAUUGCCAAAAUCCGCCUCCUCAAUCUCUGGAUGUUGAGAUCCGGGUCUAGGGAGCAAGACUUCAAAAGCAUGCCGCGCACGCACUACCGGAAGCCAACCUACGAUGUCGACACUCGCUGGAAUUCGGCCUACGACAUGAUUGACCAAUUCCUCGAGCUUGAGGCAGAGUAUACUGAGUUCGUUGAUACUCACCCGCAAGUCAAGUGCCUCCUGCCCUUAUCAGAAGAGAUUGUCGCUCUCUAUCAACUGCGGAAGGUUCUGAAGCCGUUUAAAGACCACACUCUGAAAGUCUCCGAAGUUAUGCCGCCGAUCUCACAAAGUCUCGAUAUCUAUUGGGAUUUGGAAGCUCUCCUUGAUGAUGUAGUCGAAGGAGUUGGCGACUUUACAGACCUUGAUAUGUCCAUUCGAGACGCCUUCUCGAAGGGCAAAGCAAAACACGUUACUUAUAUGAAGAAGCUUGACGAUCAAAUGAUGCUAUUCGCAGCUCACAUCCUGGAUCCGCGUUAUAAAACUCACCAAUUGGAAAUGAUGAUACCGGAUCAAUACUCUGAGAUUAUGGCUAAAGUCAAGAAGUAUUUCAAAACGGAGUGGCCGGAGCUAGCAGCAUUGAAUGCCACAAACUCAACUAUGAGCCAAUCCAGACCAGCUGAGCGUCCUCAAGGAGUCUCCAUUGCGCAAUGGAGAGCCAUCCAAAUGAAGAAGGCGAGGGAGGCGGAGACGGGCGCGGCGAUCCCUAUUUCGGAGCUUGAACGGUGGCUUGCAGCUCCUCGAAUAGAGUUCGACGAGUCUAUUGCAAAGUCUCCAGACUUCCUACUGAAGUGGUGGAAAGAACACAAGGUCGAGUGGCCACUUUUGGCUGCGGCGGCGCGUGAUCUUCUCUCUGUCUCUGGCUCUGAAGUUGACGUGGAACGCCUCUUCAGCGGUUGUAGAGACGAAUUCGGUAUCCGCCGUCACGCCUUGAAGGCAGAUACGGUGCGAGUACUAACACUUUUACGGAGUGCUUAUACUCAGGAAGAUAAGAUCGAUCAGGCGUUGAUCAAGGCGGCCAUGGAGUAUGACAUCCUGCCCUUUGCCAAUAGUAUUAUUUGGAGACCAGACCACAUUCCGGGCAAGCUGGAAGAUGGCGAGAAUCCUCCUCAACCUCUUCCUCCCACCGAGGCUCCCACUGAACCCCUACCCCCAAACCUCCUGCAUCCCAAGCCGAUAAGUCUGCGAUAUCAACCCCCUGUCUAG
Molecule: messenger RNA, 1728 nt
Organism: Hirsutella rhossiliensis
Lineage: Eukaryota; Fungi; Ascomycota; Sordariomycetes; Hypocreales; Ophiocordycipitaceae
Exons: 4
Coding region: 1-1728 (575 amino acids)
Molecular function (GO): protein dimerization activity
Source: RefSeq, a predicted model, not a curated record